UAGGCCAGUGAGAAGUGACGGGUUGGCGAGUCGCGGUCAUCGUCCGCAGUCGUGCUCGCGUGCUCGUGCGGGCAGCGCGUAGCUCCGUAGACCUCUACGAAAUUACGUAUUUGUUAAUGUAUAGUUACAUAUAGAGAUACUGUAAGGCGGAUGUAUUUUACAUUUAUCUAUUUAAAACGUUUAAAAAAAUAAUAUGUCGAAUGAUAUGAAGUCAGCAUCAAUGGAUUUGAACGGGUCUCGGUCGUGGUAUCGGAGGGACAAUGAUGUUAAAAUCGAGUUUGGAUUCGGGGUACCGCUGGGUGCGAUGUCCGCUCACCCAGUGUUCCACUCCGCUUGGGAUAUCGGAUGUCCAUCUUCUGGCUUCCAUCAAAUGGCCAGGAUGAUGGAUCGCAUGAUGUCAGAGAGUCUUCAGCCGUUUGGUUUCGCGAAAAUGACUGCACGGCGUGAGGGAGACAAGAAAAGUGAGGGUCCACCGAGAGACGGUCUCAGAACCGAUAAAAGUGACAACAGGAGAGAGAGAGCGAAAAAUCCAAAUACCCACGUCGGUAACGGCACAAGACAUCCUCCUACACAAGUCGUUCGACCGACGCCAAUAAAUUCGUUCCAAGAACAAUCGUCUGAACAAUCUAAGCAGACAGAUCCAACAACGGAAAAAUGGGCAGGCACUUUAAGAAAACGAGAUCCCGACAUUCAACCGACCUUACCAUCCAUUGUGUCUCGUAAAGCUUCUUCUACAAACUCUUCCGUGAGCAGUGGAAGAAAGACGCGCUCAGUCGAUAGGAUUCCUAGAACUCGACGACAGCUAGCUCCUAUAAAACCAAUAGUGCGAAAAAGUGAUAUACCUUCAGAGGGAGAUGUAACCAUGCUAGAAAAAGACGAAAAAGUCUUCAACACGGCCGGUUAUGAAGUACAUUUAGUGGAAACUUUGGAGAGAGAUAUAUUGCAGAAAAAUCCUGACGUUCGUUGGAAAGACGUGAUUGGUUUGGACGACGCAAAGUCUGUAUUGCAAGAAGCCAUGGUACUGCCGCUUGUAAUGCCUGAUUAUUUCAAGGGUAUUCGUCGGCCAUGGAAAGGGGUGCUAUUGACAGGUCCACCCGGUACAGGUAAAACGUUACUCGCGAGGGCAGUAGCGACCGAGUGUCGGACAACAUUCUUCAAUGUUUCGUCAGCGACUCUAACUUCCAAGUACCGCGGGGACUCGGAGAAACUCGUCAGACUUCUAUUUGAUAUGGCGGCCUUCUACGCACCGAGUACAAUAUUCCUGGACGAGGUCGAUUCAUUAUGCGCGGUCCGAGGUGCUGAUUCGGAACACGAAGCCUCGAGGCGUUUCAAAGCGGAAUUACUCAUUCAGAUGGAUGGUCUGGCCGCAGCAUUCAAUCAAGAUAAGGUCAUUAUGGUGCUGGCCGCUACGAACCACCCGUGGGAUAUCGACGAGGCGUUCAGGAGACGAUUUGAAAAACGGAUUUACGUCGGAUUGCCUGACGAGGCAACGAGGGUGAAAUUAUUAAGGCUGUGUUUACGAGAAGUGGUGUUAGGGGACGACGUCGAUUUUAUAGAAUUAGCGACGAAGUUAGAGGGUUACAGUGGCUCGGAUAUAAACAAUCUUUGCAGGGAUGCAGCAAUGAUGACAAUGCGUCGUAAAAUUGCCGGCAAAAGCCCUGACCAAAUUCGUCGCUUGAAGCGUUCCGAAUUGGACGCUCCGGUGUCUAAAGAAGAUAUUAGUGCCGCAAUAGAGAAGACACGCCGCACAGUCACGCAAGCUGAUGUAGCACGUUACACCACCUGGAUACAGAAGCACGGCUGCUCCUAGCGCAGGGCUAAAGCGCUAAAAGCGCUGCUUCGGUGCCUAAGGAAUUAGUAGCUGCGAAGUGAUAUAAAAUUUUCAAAAGUGAAGUGACUAUUUAACAAUUUAAAAUAAAUAAAUAAUAUUAUUACGUUUAUAAGUCUUUAUUAAUGUUUUAUUUUUCAUUAAAUAAAUUUGUUGUUGUUUUAUGGAAUAUUUCGAGGUUAUUGAAACAGUUUUGCUAGUUUUAAGAAUCGCAAUAGUGUUGGAGUGACGCUUUUGAAUAUGACGAUGUUAUUAUAAAGUGUUGCUAUUAAACAUAAUUGGCAACUUUUGCAAUUAUUUAAAUGUCAUUAAACUUAUUUAUAAAAUGACACAACAUAUCAUUUUUUUAUGGACAAUGAAAUUAUAGAAAAUUGUCACAUACGAAGUAAACAAAAGACGCCUAUCCUCUUUUGGUUGAGACGCAGCGUAUAAUUAGAAAUAUUUUUUAAUAUGUUUUCAAAGGUUGUAAAUUAUCGUAAAUAGCAACUUUGGGCUUCUUUCUUUAAUAUAAUGUGAAAUAUGAAUUGUUAUAACAAAAUUAUAAUACUAAAUAUUCAUACUAAAAUUCAUUGUAUUUAGAUAUUCUUUUAAAGCGUAUCCUAGCAACAAUGUGCUAUCCCUUUUACACAAAUGGGUGUCCUUGAAAUUAUUGAGACAUUAAUUAAAAAAACAUUUAUAAGGCUUUAUAAAGAGUAUCUAUAUAGUUUGUUCUAAGAUAUUGAUGUUUAAUUGUGUUCUAAAUUGAAAAUAAUAAACGUUUUCGAUUAAAAUAGCUUUAUUAAGGAAUGGUGUUGUGGUUUUUUACAAUUUCUGCCUGUAAUGUAAAUUAAUGGAUAGUGUUACGUGCUGUAAAAUUGUGAUUAAUAAAACUUUUGCUGAUA
This is a messenger RNA of Nymphalis io (European peacock), 2709 nucleotides long. RefSeq names its product katanin p60 ATPase-containing subunit A1-like. The transcript has 9 exons. The record is from RefSeq and is a predicted model, not a curated record. NCBI's taxonomy places the organism in Eukaryota, Metazoa, Arthropoda, Insecta, Lepidoptera, Nymphalidae. Gene Ontology annotation, molecular function: ATP hydrolysis activity; ATP binding; microtubule severing ATPase activity. Gene Ontology annotation, biological process: microtubule severing. Gene Ontology annotation, cellular component: microtubule cytoskeleton. The coding region runs from base 194 to 1810 and encodes 538 amino acids.